Lepisosteus oculatus (spotted gar) is the source of this 1781-nucleotide messenger RNA. It is a transcript of the gene acot7, whose product is annotated as acyl-CoA thioesterase 7. NCBI's taxonomy places the organism in Eukaryota, Metazoa, Chordata, Actinopteri, Semionotiformes, Lepisosteidae. Gene Ontology annotation, cellular component: cytosol; extracellular exosome; nucleoplasm. Gene Ontology annotation, biological process: palmitic acid biosynthetic process; acyl-CoA metabolic process. The record is from RefSeq and is a predicted model, not a curated record.
CUUCGUUAUGUUUCCUUAGAUGUACCUGUAAGCCUUUUCAGUUUUCGUUCUGCCCGUUCCGAAUAUUGGCGGUUCUGGUCCGGUCCGGUCUCCCAAUGUUCGAUGGACAGUAAGGGUAAUAACGAGCGUCACCUUUCCUUGUCGAAGCAGGUGUCUGAAAACUCAUCAUAACCACGUUGUCAGAGAGUCGAGCUGCGAGAAUUGGUCAAAUAGCCGAGUUUUCAUGGUGAUGAAGUUUGUGGAGCGAAGGGCACUGCACUGUGCACCGAGCUCUGUCUCCACACGCCCUCUCCACAGGCACUCUCUGAACCCAGACACCUCGUCCGUAAAACGAUGAUAAAAAUGACAGAUUUUCUUCGCAGGGUUACUUGCUUUGUGCGUUACACGAGCCGCUUUAGGAUCAUGCGCCCCGAUGAUGCCAACAUCGUGGGCAACGUCCAUGGAGGAACAAUUCUCAAAAUGAUCGAGGAGGCGGGGGGUAUCAUCAGCACUCGUCACUGCAACACCCAGCCUGGGGAGCGCAGCGUUGCCGCUCUGGCCCGUGUGGAACGCACGGACUUCCUGCACCCCAUGUUCAUCGGCGAGGUGGCACACGUGAGCGCGGAGAUCACCUACACCUCCAAGCACUCCGUGGAAGUGCAGGUCAUGGUCAUGGCGGAGAACAUCCUCACGGGAGUAAAAAAAGUAACUAACAAGGCAACGCUGUGGUAUGUGCCCUUCUCAUUGCAAAACGUUGACAAAAUCAUCGAGGUCCCGCCAAUUGAGUACACCAGCCAGGAGGAAGAGGAAGAGGGGAAGAAGAGAUAUGAAGCCCAGAAGAUGGAGAGGAUGGAGACCAAGGAGAGGAACGGGGAUAUCAUCACCCCCGUGACCAGUCCAGACAGGCAAACAAAAGAUGCCUAUACUGUGGGAUUCAGCCAGUCCAGCCUGAUCCAUCUUGUCGGACCAUCUGACUGCACUCUGCACGGAUUUGUACAUGGAGUCAUUAACCAGGAUCCACUGGUGUUUUCAGGCGUUACAAUGAAGCUGAUGGAUGAGGUGGCUGGAAUUGUGGCAGCGCGACACUGCAAGACCAAUAUUGUCACCGCCUCAGUGGACGCCAUCAACUUCCACCGCAAGAUUAAGAAAGGCUGUGUGGUCACGGUCUCUGGCCGAAUGACCUUUGCCAGUAACAAAUCCAUGGAGAUUGAGGUGUUUGUGGACGCAGACCCCAUAGUGGAAGACGCAAAGGGGAAGUACCGCGCUGUCAGUGCCUUCUUUACGUUCAUCUCCCUGGAUAAGGAGGGAAAGCCCCUGCCUGUUCCCCCUCUGAAGCUUGAAACUGAGGAGGAGAAGAAACGCUUCGAAGAAGGGAAAGUGCGCUACCUGCAGAACAAGGCCAAGAGGCAGGUGGAGAAGAAAUGUCAGCAAUGACCUUUCACAUGUCUCGGCUCUCACAUGAAGGAAUGAGCUCAAGAGAUACAGUAGAAACAUUAGAGGAAAACCUUGGAACCCAUAUAUCAUAAUUAGCUAAAUUAAAUUAGUCCUGUGAACAGGGAAGAACUGUUUCAGUUUUACUUGAAUGACUUUGUCUUUUUGAAUAUUAUUUAUGUUUCAGUGCUGCAUACCAAAGCACCUGAAUGUGUAUUUAAGAUUAAAGGUAAAAGCACUAUCUUAUUUAAUCUUGAGAGUAUUUUUAUUUUUAGAGGCUUGAAUCACUACCAGUAUGUGCAAGAAUUAUAAAGUGUGUGUAAUGCACCAUAUAAUAAACAGAUACAGCCUGCUCCAGGCUUCUGAACUCA